Molecule: messenger RNA, 3270 nt
Organism: Helicoverpa armigera (cotton bollworm)
Lineage: Eukaryota; Metazoa; Arthropoda; Insecta; Lepidoptera; Noctuidae
Gene: Ccdc39
Product: coiled-coil domain-containing protein 39
Exons: 24
Coding region: 181-3168 (995 amino acids)
Biological process (GO): epithelial cilium movement involved in determination of left/right asymmetry; inner dynein arm assembly; cilium-dependent cell motility
Cellular component (GO): axoneme
Source: RefSeq, a predicted model, not a curated record
GGAAUAGAAUGUCAUUUCAUUUGUUAUUUUGAAAAAUGGCGGCGAAUUUGUUUAUUAUUGGUGAAGCCUAGUGAUGAACCUUUUAUGAUAUUGAUUUAACAAUAUCUUAUUCCUUUGUUAAACUGGUUUUAGAUAGCAGCUUCAUUUUAUACAUUUGUUUAAUUAAUUUUAUUACUAAAAAUGUCUGAGGGAGCGAAGCCUCCGGGCUAUAUGGCUCAGCUGUUAGAAGCUCUCGGCUGGAACCAAGGAACCAGAAUACCUCUUGCAGAUGCAGCGAAUAAGGAACUUGAAACGCAGCUUAUUGACAGACAAACUGAGUUACAGCGACUGAAAGAGGCUCUCACAUCGCAAAAACAGAAAAAAGAUGACCUCAACAAUUACAAGAAACAUGUUUACACUGAAUAUCAGGAGAAUACACGCUUGCUAUUCGCGCACAAGCAGCAGAUGGAGCAGGAAGUUAAGCUGCGGCAGUUGAGUGCCAACGAGGCAGACAGGCUUGACCGAGACGUGGUUGAUUCUCAGAAGCAAAGCAAGGAAAUUGAAAAUAGAAUUGACAGGCUACAAACUAUGAUCAGUAAUCUCCUGAGAAAGGCUGAUUCUAUGAAGAGUGUAGUCUGCGGUGAGCGUGGGGCUCUUGAAGAAUGGCGAGCAGCCCUCGAUAGAUAUUCUUGUGACAUCACGGCUAUGGAACAGUUUACUAAACAAGACACAUCUAAAGCUAAAGAAUUGGAGACAAAAAGGCAGAAACUGAAGCUGGAACAUGAUCGCAUGCAUGAGCGCCUGGUGCAGCUUGUGUCCAACCUUAGUGCAGAAGAGCGGGCAUGUGACCGAAUCUCCAUUCAGGUAACGCAAGGCAUGGAGGAGAGAAAACAAAUGAUGGCGAUGUGGACAGCUGCUGUUGAGAACUUGAGGCAACGUGACAAGGAUAUAAGGCACAUUCGAGAGGAUUACGAAGUCCUGGAGAAGGAGGCGAACAAGUUGGCGGAACAGUGUCGCGAACAGCAAGCGUUCUGCGACCAGCAGCGCGGGAAUAACAACGACGCUCGCCUCGAGAACAUGGCGCUCGCCUCGCAGCUCAGUCAGAUACGCAUCUCUUAUCAGAAGCUGGCAGAAGAUAAUGCUACGCUUGAUAGUGAGGCUCAAAGUCUGCAGCGUGAGCUGAGCAACAUGCGCAACACGCUAGAGAAGCUUCACAUGGAGAACAGGCGGUAUAUAGACGAACAGCUCCGCAUAGACAACGCUCUCAAAACCACUGAUAACAAGAUCCAAGAGCUGAAAGCAAAGUUGACGGAAUCCAUGGACAAAUCUAAAUCCUCAGAAAAGAGGGCUAAGGAGCUUGAAGAAAUAUUGAACGAUGAAGAGCGGUACGCGAGCCAAAUAACGACGAACCAACAGCGCGCAAUGCACUGCUCUUUCAUAGAACAACAGAAGCUCCUGGCUCUACAGAAUGAGGAGAAACUGUUCUUUAUGCAACUUAAAGCUUCAAAGGCGGUGUGCAGCAAGCUGCAAUGCAAGCAGCGCGGUAUACAACGACUACUACAAACUCAGAAAGAAUCUCUCUAUAACAUUUGCUACCAAGUGGAGACGAUCGGCGCCCGCGUGUCGCACAUGGAGGGGGCGCAGGCCGAGCGCGAGUGCUCCGCCGUGCUCGUCGAGCGGGAGAACAGAAUGAAGAACGUGUACGCUCGUCACGCGGCCCGCGUGUCGCUGCUGGAGCGGCACUCGGCCAAGCUGCACGACGACAUGCGCCGCCUCGCCAGGGAGGUCGAGCAUCGCAGCGCUGAGCAUACCAAGCUGCAAAGCCGGCUUAAAACAUCGAUGCUGAACGUGGAAGGAGGCGAGAAGGAGCUGCGACAAGCUCGCGAGGAGUGGCGACGUGCGCGCGUGACGGACGCGCUGCUGCGCCUGCGCGUGGCGCAUGCCGCCCGCGCGCUGGCGGGGCUGGACGACACCGCCUUCAAUCUAGACGAGCAGAGGCUGCAUAUUGAUGCUGCGAUGAACGAGCGUCUGGUGGAGAUCAAGGCUCGUCGCGAGAUGUUCAGCGUGCAGAAGCGCGCGCUGCUGGAGGACUGCGGCAAGCUGCGCGGAGAGAUCCGCGAGCGACAGCAGCGCAUCGACCAGCUCAUUAAACGAUAUAGCAUAUUUGUUGAUUCACUGGGGAAAGACGAUUCUGGACAGCAGCUAUCUGUGACUUAUUUUAAAAUCAAGUGGGCGGCGGAGCGCGCGGAGCUGCGCGAGCGCGGCGCGGCGCUGGACGCGGAGCUGGCGCGGCGCGAGCGCGACGUGUCGGCGCUGGAGGCCACGCUGCGCGUCGUGCACCACGCGCACCACCACUUCAUGCACCACAUCUCGCCGCUCAAGGACGACACCCCUGAGAUGGAGGAGCUGAACAACCUGCGGUCUCAGUUCCACGCGGCGCGGGACAGCACGCAGGCGCUGCAGAGCAACAUCGCGCGCCUGCGCCAGCACGUGGCCGACGCCGAGCCGCGCCUCGCCAUGCUGCUAGACAAGAACAAGCAGCUCGCUGCCAGGCAGGCGGAGUCUGAGCAGGAGCUGGACGUGGCCCGCGAGCGCAUGGAGCGGCAGCAGACGCACCUGCAGCACGCGCGCGAGCUGGUGCGCGUCAACGCCAAGCGCGCGCAGAAGCUCGUCGAGGGCAUGGACGAGUGGCGCAUGUUCCAGGUAUCGCAAUGGAACCGCGACAUGUCAGAAGCUGCGCAUACAGCGGUGGUGGCGCUGAACGACCUGGCGGCCGCCGCGCCCGAGGUGGCGCCGCGCCUCGCCGCGCUCGUGGCGCAGACCGACCUGCUGCGCCUCGUGCCCGCACACAUGCGCCGGCUGCGACGCGUGCUGCACAAGCUUGUGGCUGAGAAAGCAGAAAAAGACAAGAAGGAGCCCUGCAUCGAUAUUGAAGAGUCACUAUUCUCAUCGUCGUCAUCGAGCACGAAGAGCGGCGUGAGCCUGGCCAGCGGCUACACCAAGCGGCUCGCCGGCUUCCGCAGGCAACUCGCGCCCAAAGUACAGGAGGAAGCGUUGAUCAACGACAUUCCUGAUGAAGCUCGUCGUUCUACUGUGUCGCUGCGGGUGAUCACGUUGGCGCUGGAGUCGACUUCCAUGGUGUUGGACCCGACAUGCCCGGGUCCGCUCCGAAAGUCACUCUUGAAGUAAUUCGGUAAAACACAAGCAUUAACGCUUACGCUUUAUAAACAACUUGGGUUAAACUUGUUCUGGAAUGAAUUUAGGUGCGUUUAAUAAAAUCUUACUAAUUGC